GACUCAGAACACAGUGAGAUGUUUACCCAAUGGCUUGUGUACUAAUUGAUACCUUUUGUAGUUUUUGUGGAAAAGAGAAGGAAAAACAGAAACCUUCACUGAAAACUUGGCCUAUGUAAUUGUGGUCAUUGUGAAGCGUUGCCUAUACUACUUGUACCCACUCAGUAUGGGGCAAAGAAGUUUAACGGGAUUUACACGUUUGACUGUAGAGGCUUAGAGUACAUUCUGUUGGAAGCAUCUGUCUGCACAGGAAGCAACUCAUCCCAGUUUUGGUGGAUGCCUGAAUUUUGAUCUAUGUUCUACCUACAUCCAGCUGGCUGAAAGUACUUGAUGAUCACAUGACCCUGGACAUGGAUGCUGUUCUGUCGGAUUUUGUCCGUUCCACAGGAGCAGAGCCAGGGCUAGCGCGAGAUCUCCUAGAAGGAAAGAAUUGGGACGUAAGUGCCGCCCUCAGUGAUUUUGAACAGCUACGUCAAGUCCAUGCUGGGAACCUACCCCCAUCCUUUAGUGAGGGGAUUGGUGGCUCCAGGACCCCUGAAAAAGGAUUUUCUGACAGAGAGCCUUCUCGCCCUCCCCGACCCAUCCUCCAACGGCAGGAUGACAUCGUUCAAGAAAAACGCCUGUCUAGGGGCAUCUCCCACGCCAGCUCCAGCAUUGUUUCCCUGGCCCGGUCCCAUGUCUCCUCCAAUGGUGGGGGUGGGGGGAGCAAUGAGCACCCCCUGGAAAUGCCCAUCUGUGCCUUCCAGCUUCCAGAUCUCACUGUGUAUAAUGAAGACUUCCGCAGCUUCAUAGAGAGAGACCUCAUUGAGCAGUCCAUGCUGGUUGCCUUGGAACAGGCAGGGCGUUUGAACUGGUGGGUGAGUGUGGAUCCCACCUGUCAGAGGCUGCUUCCUUUGGCAACUACUGGAGAUGGGAACUGUCUCCUGCAUGCAGCCUCCCUUGGGAUGUGGGGUUUCCAUGAUCGGGACUUGAUGCUGCGGAAAGCUUUGUAUGCACUGAUGGAGAAGGGAGUCGAGAAGGAAGCAUUGAAAAGGCGCUGGAGGUGGCAGCAGACACAGCAGAAUAAAGAGUCAGGGCUGGUAUACACAGAGGAUGAAUGGCAGAAGGAGUGGAAUGAACUGAUCAAGCUUGCCUCAAGUGAACCCCGAAUGCAUCUAGGUACCAAUGGAGCCAACUGUGGUGGGGUGGAGAGUUCUGAGGAGCCUGUAUAUGAGAGCCUUGAAGAGUUUCACGUCUUUGUCCUUGCUCAUGUGCUUAGGAGGCCCAUAGUCGUCGUGGCAGACACCAUGCUGAGGGACUCCGGAGGGGAAGCAUUUGCCCCUAUUCCCUUUGGAGGAAUCUAUCUGCCUUUGGAGGUCCCAGCCAGCCAAUGUCACCGCUCCCCUCUGGUGCUCGCAUAUGAUCAGGCCCACUUUUCUGCACUCGUGUCCAUGGAGCAGAAGGAGAAUACCAAGGAACAAGCUGUGAUCCCACUUACAGAUUCAGAGUAUAAGCUGCUGCCCUUGCACUUUGCUGUGGACCCUGGAAAAGGAUGGGAGUGGGGCAAAGAUGAUAAUGACAAUGUCCGAUUGGCCAGUGUAAUUCUGUCCCUAGAGGUCAAAUUGCAUCUGCUGCAUAGCUACAUGAAUGUGAAGUGGAUCCCACUGUCCUCUGAUGCACAGGCUCCUCUGGCCCAGCCUGAGUCCCCCACUGCCUCAGCUGGAGAUGAGCCCCGGUCCACUCCUGAGUCUGGAGACUCAGACAAGGAGUCAGUUGGCAGCAGUUCCACCAGCAACGAGGGCGGCCGGCGGAAGGAGAAGUCAAAGCGAGAUCGGGAGAAGGAAAAGAAGAGAGCAGAUUCUGUAGCUAACAAACUGGGCAGCUUUGGCAAAACCUUGGGCAGCAAGCUCAAGAAGAACAUGGGGGGCCUGAUGCACAGCAAGGGGUCGAAGCCUGGAGGGGUGGGGACAGGGUCGGGGGGAAGCAGCGGCACUGAGACACUGGAGAAGAAGAAGAAAAACGCACUGAAGAGCUGGAAGGGUGGCAAGGAGGAGGCAGCUGGGGAUGGGCCUGUGUCUGAGAAGCCCCCAGCUGAGUCUAUUGGUAACGGAGGGAGCAAGUAUAGCCAGGAGGUGAUGCAGAGCCUGAGCAUUCUGAGGACUGCCAUGCAAGGGGAGGGGAAGUUUAUUUUUGUUGGAACCCUGAAGAUGGGUCACCGUCACCAGUAUCAGGAGGAGAUGAUCCAGCGCUACCUUUCUGAUGCUGAGGAGAGAUUCCUGGCAGAACAGAAGCAGAAGGAGGCAGAGAGGAAGAUCAUGAAUGGAGGAAUAGGGGGUGGCCCUCCUCCAGCCAAAAAGCCAGAGCCAGAUGCUAGGGAAGAGCAGCCGACCAGUCCCCCAACAGAGUCCAAGGCAAUGGCAUUUUCUACUGGCUACCCUGGGGGCUUUACUAUCCCUCGGCCUUCUGGGGGUGGAGUCCACUGCCAGGAACCCCGGAGGCAAUUGGCAGGAGGUCCAUGUGUCGGGGGCCUACCACCAUAUGCCACCUUCCCCAGACAGUGCCCUCCUGGGCGACCCUACCCCCAUCAGGACAGCAUCCCUUCUCUGGAGCCAGGCAGCCACUCUAAGGAUGGAGUUCACAGGGGUACAUUGUUACCACCCCCCUACCGAGUGGCCAAUUCCUAUAGCAAUGGCUACAGAGAGCCCCCUGAGCCAGAUGGAUGGGCUGGAGGUCUCCGGGGGCUUCCCCCAACCCAGACCAAAUGCAAACAACCGAACUGCAGCUUCUAUGGACACCCUGAGACAAACAACUUCUGUUCCUGUUGUUACAGGGAAGAACUGAGGAGGAGGGAGCGGGAACCGGAUGGGGAGCUCCUGGUGCACAGGUUCUGAACGGGUGGAACAUUGAAGGGCAAGGAGGCUAAACAAAGUUAAGCUCAACUAAUUGGCUCAUCAAGAACACAGUCCCCAUGUUGAUGGGGCAAAUGCAGUAAUGUUUGUGGGAGCCUGCCUGGAAACUUUUAAGUGUGUGCGCACAGGAGUGCUGCCAGGCUGGCAAGAGCAGGUCGGGGCUGGAUGGCGCCCCAGGGGCUGUACUAUUCCCCUGCAGAGCUUGACUUGAUGAGACUGAGGUACAAGGGGGAAAGAUGGCGAUUCUGUCUUACAACCUCCUGGGUCCCAUCCAAGGACCUAAGAGAAAGUAGCAGGGGAAGGUUUGGUGUGUGGGGGUGGGAGGUGGGCAGAAGUCUUGGGGAGGAAUGGGCAAAGGAGGUUCUCAGUCAAUAAAAGAAAACCAAAGUUCUUUAGGUUGGGAAAAAGCACAUGGUGGUGGAGUGAGAGGUGUGGAGGGGAAGUGGGAAAUUGGACAUAUUUGCUAUUGAUUUGAAUUAAGAUAGAAAUUAAGGUUGGAUAAAUUCUUCUCCUUGAAGGAUCUGGAAAGACAAGGCAGUAAUGUGUCCUCAUGGGUGCCUGUUAGGAGGUGGGGGUAGUUUAAAUCCGUUUGUUUAGAUGGGAAAGGGAGGAACUUAAAGGGAAAUCGUUUUCCUCUUAAGCUUUAUUUCCUUCCAAGCAGUCAUCUGUCACCUGUUUCAGUUUGAGAAGAGUUGAGAAGAGAUUGCUGAUUACCCCCUAUCUUUUCCUCAUCUAAGUCUUUAAUUGUAUUUGUUUAAGUUCCCAGUGGGAAAGGGAAGAGCGUGGUGAGAAUAGCAGUCGUGUGUGUUGCAUUUUCUCCAGGUGAAUUGGGACAGAACUGAUCUAUUUUUUAACCACGGCAAUAACCAUACAUUGGGGUUUGAGCGCACCUUGGGAGGGGUGGGAGGACAGACAUUUUAGCCAGACUAUUUCAAACAAAACCAAAAACCUAAGUAGAGCACUACAAUCCUUUAUGGCUGCUGCGUUUCUGUAGAAAGCAACUUAUUUUAUUGACUUUUUUUUAAGGAAAAGACCCCAGCAAGCAAAAACAUUUAAGAAAUGAUUUUUUUUCUCCUACUUAAGUGGUUUUUCUCCCUUUGCUCUACUUUUGGAGAAUGAACUUAACAUCCCGGCUUCUUUUGUUAAGCCAUAGCUGACCUUAAUCUGUGGUUAGUUUAUUAAAAUAAUUAAAAAUACUUUAUAAGAAGAGAUAUUUUUGAUAUUAGGACUGAUGUUGAAAUAUAUAGGGGCAAUUUAUAAAAAGGUAGUUAGAGAAAUAUAUUUUAGUGAACUAUAACCACAGAGCACAGAUGACUCCCAAUGAGCUGAUCUGUCUUUAGAUUUCUCCCUUUCCCUGACCCAUCCCUGUUCUCUAGGGGCUGGGAGUGGGGAUGUGGACACAGGAGGGGGAGCUCCUUCACAUUUUGCACAAAGCACAAGUCUAAACAGCCUAUGCUCUGGCCAGAGCCAUUUCUAAGAGCUUUAAACCAGAAGACCUAUCCUGGGCCAAUUUUCCUUUUUCUUUAUAUUAUUUUCCGGGAAAAAAAAGUCAACUAUGCAAUUGUAUACACUCCCGGGUGGAUGUGAAGAAGGAGAAUAAGUGUACUUAUGUGUCCAGAGUAUUAACUGGGGCUGUUUUUCUGUGUUUGGAUUUCUCUUUUGAGGUAUGUACUCAUAACCUAUCCCAUGGGACGUAAUCCCCACAUUUGAUCUAAAGCAGUUGUGCAUACAUGCAUGCGCAUGUGUGCGUACAUAUAUGUGUGUGUGUUUUCCUCCUCGGUAGCCAGUCAAGAUUGUCCUCAUUGGAAAUGCUCACGGUUUAGAAAGGUUAUUUUCUCCUCAACAAACUCAGAAAUCACCUAUUUUCCAAAUCUGAUUUAAUAAUUUCCUAUGGCUAUUAAUUCUUAGGGUUUUUUCUUUGAAAAUAGAUUUGUUUUAAAGAAGCAGUGAGAUUCCAAAGGAAGGGAUGUGUAUAUGUCUAAGCAGGUCUGGAACCUGGUAUGAGAUGAGCACUCCCCUAAGGUGCAAAAUUUAAGGGUUACUAUAAAACUAAUUAAUCAAGAUACUUUUAAAAAUGCAGUAUUUAAAAAAUUAGUGCAAAAAAUUUAUGUUGAGUAAAAUAGUGAAAUCUUACAGGAUCUGACAGGACUGAGAUUAGGAGGAGGGAAGUGGGACUGAAUUGAGUAAGUAUAGGGAUGAAUCAUUUUAAUUUAAAUUUUAAUACAUUGUCCAUCAUAGAUUUUUUUUACAUUAAUUGUGAUUUUUAAAAAAUGCUGCAUUAAAAUAGUAUUUAUCUUGGUUACUGGGUUUUUGGGCACUCGUUAAAUUUUGUGUCCAAGGUGAGUGCUUUACUCACCUCACCCUAGCUACGUCCCUGUUUCUGUGAUUUGAACAACACUAGUGAGAACACCACUGUGUGUGCCUCCACCCCCAUCACACACCAAACAACAACAGGUGGCUCAGACACCCUGAAUUUGCACAGCUCACCUAGCUUUCCUAAUUUAGGCCUCCAUAUCAUAGGAUGCUGGCCUGGACCAAUAGGAAUGAAAACAGACCAGGGGUUUUCCCAGAGAAUAAAGCCGGAAAAGUUUGAUUCUCCACUGGACUGCUGUGUUUGGAUUUGAUCUGUUGUUAGAUUCUAGUUAAUACUUUUGUUUUUAACAACUGAGGACAAAUGAACAAAAAACCUUGUAUCAUGUUUGUUUUUAUUUAUAAGUUAGCCAAUCCCAAUUCCUUUUGCCUUAUUUUCAAAUAAAAAAAGAUGGAAAUUUUGAGGGGUGGUGUGGGGUGAAUAUGGUAAAAUGGGGCUUUCGGCCUUAUAGCUUUUUAUUAAGAAAUAAAUUAUUUUUUUUAUUUGGGAAGGUAACUAUUUAUUGAGGCAUUGAAAAACCUCUCCAUUCUAAGGAUGAGAGACCCUGAGACAAUGGAUAUUUUUUAUAGGAGAUAGUGAAGUUUGUUUUGCUUCAUUCUUUUGGGGAGGGACUUGGUGGGAUGGGGGGAGGUGAAGGAAUAAUGCCUGGGAAAUUAAUAUAGAUUCAGCUUGGUUUGUGGUAUUUUGGGAGGAUGAGGGAAUAGAAGAGGCAAGCCCAUGUCGUUACUGGGUUAGACAGAAGGAAAGAAGGGACAUAUGGCCUGCACUGGAAAUGGGCAGAAAAAUUGCUUAGUUAAGGAGGGGUGUGUGAGUGAAGGGGGAAGGUAGACCCUUUAACCCCAAGUGAGGGAUGAUAUAUCUCUCAGGCUUACAUUUAAGUGCACUUAGUUCCUUUAAUCCAGGGCAACUGGGGUACCUACUGAAGUUUUUAAUGGAGAGGGGAGAUUUUCAGGGUUCUUGUUUUUCCCUUUUUGAUGUUAGACAGUGCUACUCCCUCCCUGCUAUGCUCUCCGCCGCAUCUCCAGUGGAGUAAGUAUUACUGUAGGUUAGGCCUCUGCAUCUUCCUUAACCUAUGCUGCAUUUAUUGAAAGUUACAAGAGUUAACUAGAAGUCUUUCCUCCAUACUGGUUUUUAUCAACAAAAUAAAAAGAUUAUAUCCAAA
Macaca mulatta (Rhesus monkey) is the source of this 6421-nucleotide messenger RNA. The record is from RefSeq and is a predicted model, not a curated record. NCBI's taxonomy places the organism in Eukaryota, Metazoa, Chordata, Mammalia, Primates, Cercopithecidae.